AUGCUCGCGUUGUCAAGGCUUCUUGUGUUCAUUGCGCUCUCGUGCUCUUCGGCCGUGCUGGCCAGCAACAUCGUGCUAACGAACGACGACGGAUGGGCUGUCGCGCAGAUCCGCGCUCAAUACGCAGACUUGGCAUCCGCAGGCCAUGACGUCAUACUGUCGUCCCCUGCGGAGAACCAGUCCGGGACGGGCUCGGACACCGAGACUCCCCAGUCCCUCACUGAGCCUUGCGAGUACAACACAUGCCCCACGGGCUCUUCCGCGGAGGGUUACAACUCGAGUGACAACCAUCUGAACUACGUGAACGCUUACCCUGUGGAUGCUGUCCGCUAUGGUAUCCAGACGCUUUCUCCUGAGCUGUUUGAUGGCGCGGAGCCUGACUUCAUCGUCAGCGGACCCAACAUCGGCACGAACACGGGGAAAGCCACCCAACACUCGGGAACCGUCGGCGCAGCCUGCGAAGCAGCGAAUGAAGGUUACCCGGCCACCGCGUUCUCCGGAAAAACUGGGAAGCAGAAGUCCUACACCAAGCUGUACAGCGACCCCAGCUCGUCAACCAGCGAGUCCGCUUGGAUCUACUCCGCACUCACCGUCCAGUACACCAAUACGAUCCUGACAUCCAGCAGCAACCCGCUCCUGCCGUCCGGCAUCAUCGUCAACGUCAACUAUCCCUCCACCAAGGACUGCUCGGACCCAAGCGACUUUGAAUGGGUUUUCGCGCGCAACCUCGCGAACUCGAGUGCGACGGACUACGAGACGUGCGGGAGCACUACGCUGCCUACGGAGAAGAGCGUGGUGAAGACGUCGGGGUGCUAUGCUAGUGUCGCGGUUCUGAAUGCGACCACCAAGACGGACGUGGAUGCGAACAUUCAGGGAGAGGUGUAUAACACUCUGUCGGGUCUCCCUUUCAGUUGCCUGCCGAGCUCGUGAAGCUCAUCCGGGCAGCGACUGAGGUACAGACUGGCGUAGGCCCCAUUGUUGGGGAUAUCAUCGACUUUCCAGACCUUCAGAGUUACAUUCGUCACAUCGAUACAGAGACAUACCGCAUUCAUAGAGUCAAUCCAGA
This is a messenger RNA of Rhodofomes roseus, 1066 nucleotides long. RefSeq names its product sure-like protein. The coding region runs from base 1 to 930 and encodes 309 amino acids. NCBI's taxonomy places the organism in Eukaryota, Fungi, Basidiomycota, Agaricomycetes, Polyporales, Fomitopsidaceae. Gene Ontology annotation, molecular function: nucleotidase activity. The record is from RefSeq and is a predicted model, not a curated record. The transcript has 6 exons.